UCAAAAUCCAGAAACAGAAGAGUGGAGGGAAAUAGCGAAACCCAGCUCCGAUUCCCCCAUAAAAGAGAAUGCCCGCUAGACGCCUUAGGCUAAGCUACUCUGACGAAGAUGAAGAAGAAGAACAUAAUCAUCAACAAUCACCGGGAGGAGGCGCUCAAUUGCAAGGACCGACUUCUACUCACCAACCUCUAACACAAUCGUUUUCGAACCAAAACCCUAGCCCUAUCCCCAUCCCCAAUCCUACUGAAGCGAUCACAAUCUCUGAUGGAGACGAAGAGUUCAUUGAUGCUUCUGAGAAUAUAUCCCCUCCUUCGCCUCUGCUGCCAGUGGCCUUGGAUAACUUCUUCCAGCCGCCUCAGAUGGCUUCCGUGGUGAGCGCAAUGGAGAGCACCGGUUGUCCCGUGGGGGACUUUCUUUUGACGCUUGGAUUGAAGUUGAAGAAAGAAUGGCUGGAUUCCUGCAUGGAGGGCCUUGGGCAUUAUAUUGCGGGGUUUUCAAGCCUUGAUGUGGCCGCAAAGGCAAAGCAUUGCUUCAAGGAGUACUUGUUUUCGGAUAUGAAUUAUUCUGGGGGAGGUGUGCUUCCGCAUAAUGUGAAAUCGUUGCAUCUUGUGGAUCUCCCAGGUCCGUUUGUGUUACAGGUUGAUGAGAUAGUAAAUAUCAGUAGUCCUCUUCGAGGCAGGUACGAGGAGAGGCCUGCUGGGAUAAAAAGGUGCCUCAAGCUGUCUAUGACAGAUGGAGAACAACGUGUAUUUGGCAUGGAAUACAGGGCCAUAAGAAAUCUGCAUGUUUUGGCUCCUGCUGGAUUAAAGGUUGCCAUUCGUAAUGUGCACAUACGGCAUGGACUUAUGAUGUUGGUCCCUGAAUCCAUAGAAGUUUUAGGAGGAAUUGUGGAGGAGUUGGACUUAGCACGUCAGCGUCUUGUCAAAGAAGUAAAUAAGCCACCAAGGGGGAAAAGAACUAGAAGUGGUGUGGCUCCUUCUUUAGCGAAUAGAGCAACUUUGGCUGCAUGGCCAUCUGAUGGUGUAAAUAGUCAUGGGCAAUCCAAUGUUCCUGAUAAUGUUGUUGGGCACAAUCAGAAUUCUCUACCGCAUAAUACAACAUUGUUACGGGCAGAAAGUCAAGGUACCACUUCAUCUGUGUCUGAAACUGGUGUCCGUCAUCGAAGAUUGGAAGAGUUUACUGUUCCAAUGAAUGGGGAACCUACCGUUGCAAAUUCAUUGUCUAAUAUUGUUUCAAAUGUUGAGGAGAUGCAUAUUGAUGCUCUUCUCGUUGAUGAGGUAAAUGCCAGUUCAAACCAAGACUCAGGUCCCUCGUUUGUUCCCAAUGAUAGCCAUAUGGUUGAUGAGUUUGAGCACCCAAUCUUACUAUCUGGAGAUCAAGAAAUCCCUUUUACAUAUAUAGCUAAUUUAUCAGCUAAGUUGGCUACAAUGAGGGAUAACUCACCUUCUGUUCAAGGAAACAUUAAGUGUUUUUUGACUGGUGUAAAGGGAUUCCAGUACAAGCGGAGGACAACAUAUGAGCUUCGGGCUUAUGUUGAUGAUGGCAGCCUCAUUUCUGAGAUCCUGAUUGAUCACAAUGUUGUACAGAGAGGAAUAGGUUACUCUCCUGUGGAGGUCACAGCUGCUCUUUCUUCUUCGGACAAGAAGAUAGUUAGUGAUAUGAAGGAGACUCUUAAACAGUUCCAAAUAUUCUUGGCAAAUUUUGAGGGUACAAUGCUUGUAGAGAUGAAUGGAACUUCCUCUCUUCCAAUUGCUUUGGAGAUGAGCCAGGGUUGUCCUGGUUCGGACGCAUGGUUGCUUUUCAGAAGAGUGAGUUCCUUCACCACAGCCCAAACACCGCAGCAUCAACCAUUGGAUCCCAUUGAGAUUCCCCCUUGACGGGUUUCACCUGUUCACAAUUUGUCGUGGGAAUGAUGUAGAAUGCCUGCAAAAGGUGGCAGCAAUGAUAAAUCACUGAGACAGGCAUUUGAUUUGUGAAAUAGAAGGAUUCCAAUUAGAGCCAGGCGGUGGUUGACAUGCAGAAUACUGGUACCCUUCUUUGAGCUAAUCAUUUAAGAUUCAGAUGUAUGGGUCUGAUCAUGUUCAGCACUCGGCAGGCUUAUUGCAAGGGCAUGAUCUUUCUGGUCCGCACAUGACCACACUUCUGUUCGUUGAUUGGUUUUAGCCAUUUGACAUACGCAAGCACAGAUUCCUUUUUUUCUUUUACUCUGGUGGAUAUUUCGAUAUUUGCAAGAAUUGAUAAAUACUUUGAUGAAGUUGAACAAGACAGCACCGGUUAUCAGGGUGGAGAUUGGCCCCAAGUCUCUCAGAGAAAGCUUUGAAGUUCAUACGUGUGUGCAACAUCCUCAAAUAUCGACCACCUUCAUGAAGGUAUGAACCCGUUUUAGGUUUAUGGUUCCAUUAAUCUACCAGUGAAUUUACUUUGUUAGAGAUAUACUCUAUAUAUCUCUAACAUACUUAUAUUCUUUUUCAAGGACGGGAACCUCUCUAAGGUUGGGCCUAAUUGGACCCACCUUGCAGAGUAACCACAGAUAGAAUUCGCUUUACUAUUUUAUCUUGUAAGAUCAUGAUAAUUUCUAAUUUAUCAAAACAACAUGAAUGUUGGCAUAAUAAAAACUUUAUGCUUUCUGAUCUUAAUCCUAACUAAAAAACCUUAUCGCUGGUGACUUCUUAUUGUGGAGUUUUU
Tripterygium wilfordii is the source of this 2685-nucleotide messenger RNA. RefSeq names its product recQ-mediated genome instability protein 1. Gene Ontology annotation, cellular component: RecQ family helicase-topoisomerase III complex; nuclear body. NCBI's taxonomy places the organism in Eukaryota, Viridiplantae, Streptophyta, Magnoliopsida, Celastrales, Celastraceae. Gene Ontology annotation, biological process: resolution of meiotic recombination intermediates; double-strand break repair via homologous recombination. Bases 69 to 1877 code for a protein of 602 amino acids. The transcript is spliced from 8 exons. Gene Ontology annotation, molecular function: nucleotide binding. The record is from RefSeq and is a predicted model, not a curated record.